CCGGCCGGGCGGCUCCUGCGAUGGCGGCGGCGGAGGAGGCUGCGGCGCCAGACAGGAUACUGAUAGAUGAGAACCAGUGCAUUUCUCCUGUGAUUUCCAGUCAUAUGAGCCAAUGGACAAAACCAACAGCUCUUGGAUCCCUCAGCCCCCAUGUGAUAGAGUUCCCAAGAAAACGAAAAGGAAGUGAUUCAGACCCAUCCCAGUCGGGAAUCAUGACAGAAAAAAUGGUGGAAAAGCUCUCCAAGAAUCCUUUUACCUAUCUUCUUUCAACAAGGAUAGAAAUAUCAGCAUCUAGUGGCAGCAGAGAAGCUCAUAGCCAGACAGAAAAGCGGAGGAGAGAUAAAAUGAACAACCUGAUUGAAGAGCUGUCUGCAAUGAUCCCACAGUGCAACCCCGUGCCACGGAAGCUGGACAAGCUUACAGUUCUAAGAAUGGCCGUCCAACACUUGAAAUCUUUAAAAGGUAUGACAAGUUCUUAUGCAGGAGAUAAUUAUAGACCUUCAUUUAUUCAGGAUAAUGAACUGAGACACUUAAUCCUUAAGACUGCAGAAGGCUUCCUAUUUGUGGUUGGAUGUGAAAGAGGAAAAAUUCUCUUCGUUUCUAAAUCAGUCUCCAAAAUACUUAAUUAUGAUCAGGCUAGCUUGACUGGACGAAGUUUAUUUGACUUCUUACAUCCAAAGGAUGUUGCCAAAGUAAAGGAGCAACUUUCUUCUUCUGAUAUUUCACCAAGAGAGAAGCUGAUCGAUGCCAAAACUGGUUUGCAAGUUCAUGGUAACUUUCACAGUGGAAGGACUCACGUGUAUUCUGGCUCAAGGCGAUCCUUUUUUUGUCGGAUGAAAAGUUGUAAAAUCUCUGUCAAAGAAGAACAUGAAUGUUUAUCCACCUCAAAGAAGAAAGAUCAUAGAAAAUUCUGUACUAUCCACUGCACUGGUUACUUGAGAAGCUGGCCUCCAAAUAUUGUUGGACUGGAAGAAGAAAGGGACAAUAAGAAAAACAGUAGUAAUUUUACCUGCCUUGUUGCCAUUGGAAGAUUACAUCCAUAUAUUGUCCCACAGAACAGUGGAGAGAUUAAAGUGAAGCCAACUGAAUUUAUAACCCGGUUUGCAAUGAAUGGAAAAUUUGUCUAUGUGGACCAAAGGGCAACAGCAAUUUUAGGAUAUCUGCCUCAGGAACUUCUGGGAACUUCUUGUUAUGAAUAUUUUCAUCAGGAUGACCAUAGUAAUUUGACUGAUAAGCACAAAGCAGUUCUACAGAGCAAAGAGAAAAUAUUUACAGAUUCAUACAAGUUCAGAAAGAAAGACGGCUCUUUUGUAACUUUAAAAAGCCAGUGGUUUAGUUUCACAAAUCCUUGGACCAAAGAACUGGAAUAUAUUGUGUCUGUCAACACUUUAGUUUUGGGACAUAGUGAGAUGAGAGAAGUAUCAUUACUUCCUUGCAGUUCUCAAUCAUCAGAAGAAUCCUCUAAACAGUCUUGUAUUAGUGUGCCUGGAAUGUCUGCUGGAAUAGUACUUGGUGCUGGUAGUAUUGGAACAGAUAUUGUAAAUGAAGUCCUAGAUUUACAAAGGUUACAGUCUCCUUCUCUUGAUGACUCAAGUCCAACAGAUUUAAUGAAAGAUUCUUGUGCUAUCAACUCCAGGAAAACGUCAAAAAAGGAGUUGAUUCCACUAAAUUCUUCUGAAAUAGGGAAGUCAGAGGCUACAAGGCGAAACCAAAGUGCUGUUCCUCCCCAUAGUCAUGAACCACUCCUUGGCGAAAAUGCCCAGCUGGAUUUUGAUGCCUUGUGUGACAAUGACGACACAGCCAUGGCUGCCUUCAUGAAUUACUUUGAAGCAGAGGGGGGCCUGGGAGACCCCGGAGACUUCAGUGACAUCCACUGGACACUCUAGCAUUUUACUUUUAACUCUUAAAAAUUAGGAAAGUGUUAAAGCAUUUCAUUUACAAAAAAACUGUAUAACCUCUGUACUGUAUUGAUACUGAUUUUAUCUUUUAUUCCUCAGUAGUCUACCAAUUGUUAUAGAUUUGCACCUUACUUCCACAGCAGUAUGGGGAGAUGUGAGGUUUCCCUUUACAAAGAAUGGUUCAGUUCCCUACUGACUUCUUUACUCAGUGACAUGGCUUAAAACCCACUAGUUGCUAUCCCUUUGUUAAAAUACUUCCAACCAAGAAUAUCACAUACAUCUUGUUUUGGUUUUGUUUUUAUUUUCUGAUGCAGUUUUUGAGUUUGAGGAGUUUCGUAUUGCCACUUUCCUGUGUCUAAGAUUCAUUUAUAAUGGAUUUAUAAUAGUAUAUUUGUAGAAGUUGGAGCAUCUCCAUUUCUUAUAUCUUAUAUAUUGAAGACAGGGCUUACACACUUUAAGAAAACGAACAUUUAAAGAGAUGGUACAAUUGGUAGUCAUAAUUCCAAUGUACACUGUAUUCAGUCAUUGCACAUUUGAGUAAACAGAAAGCCAGGAUAGUUAGCUUGGUCAAGAACAUGAGAAGGACUUUAAGAGGAUUUAUUUAAAACUCAGGGAAAAAAAAAAAAAAAAAAAAGGUUUCAACCUUGCUACAGAAAAGAAAAGAUUUCAGGCCCUAGAUCUUGGUAAUUAUCCCAUACAUGUAAGAAUUACUGUUAAUAUAACUAUUCAAGAUUUUCAUUAUAUAUAAAACCAUUUUUUUCUGCAGAAAGAUACUUAAUGAAAGAUCAGCCAUGGAGGAAAAAACAAGCCCAGGCAGGUUAACGUUCUUGGGUAAAGUCCCAGUUAAAUUCAUAUUUUAAAAAUGUUUAUUGCACAUAAAUCAGUUUCUUUAUACACAUUUGGGAAAGCGAUAGGUUCACUGGUGAAAUGAUUAGUUAACUGACCCAGGAACUAAAUGUGGCCUUCUAGAUUAGGCAAUUACAAUCACUGUUGCCUAUAACCAAUUACAUGAAUGCUAAGUAAAGUUUUGAAACUGAGGCAAUGAGAAAGAAUUUAAAAAACAAUUUUCUAGCUAUAAUUACAAAUUUGGAGAUUGUCUUUUAAACUUGCAAUUGAGGGGUGGCUUAUACUUGAGCACAAGAAUAUUUAGAAUCAUGUAUGUAUACAUACCUUUUUGAAGGUCAUACUUUCAUAAUACCUUAUGUUUUUUCAUAGCUCUUUCUAGUUUACCAAGUGUGUUCUCAUAGAUUUUCUUUUGUGCCCCACAAGUCAAAGUAUAAUAGACUAGGAAAUUAAUGGGGAAGCCCGAGGCUUUGAUAUAGGGGAUCCAAUGUGUUCUCUUCCUCUACGUGGCACUACACUUUCCAAGUUAUCCCUCUGAGCCUUGCACCAAAACAAAGCAUUAUUUUGACCUUGCACAUUUCCUUAGGCUGGAUGUAAUAAGUUAGAACAUUUGUCAAGCAGGUUAAUAGCAAACAUACCAACAGGCAAUGGGCCAAAAGCACGUCCUCCCUUCAGGCCUGACCACAGCAGUGGCUACCUGGGCAAGGGUGUAUUGGCACAUUGUCCUCCAGCCAAUACAAGGUUCCAGCAAUAUGGAAGGGUAAGCUCCCACUUCUGGGACUUGAGAGACAUGUAGGUUUACAAGAAGCCAAAGAAACCCUAUAAGAUGAGGGAGAUGGGUUUGCAGUAGGCUAAGCAUGAUAGUUUUAAGUCUGAAGAAGGGGGAUCAAUCACAUCUGUUAAGUCCGAGGCUGUCCCAACGUAACAGUUUAGGGUCUAAACCAUUGCAGGUUGGGCUUGGCCUCCAGAGUUGACCUAAGCCAGUAAUAGCAAGAUGGAUCACCGUGGCUGGAUGGCCUUGAAAGCAGAGGGCCAGACCCUCCUGAUGCAAGGAUUUGGGAGGCAGAGUUUCCAGAGGCCAGCCAUUGCUACCCCACAGAGAAGCAGUUUUAUUCUCUUUGCAAGAGGAAGAGUUGGUCUGUAGACCAGUGGGCAGAUAGUCAAUUGAAGGCUUUGCUUUUCUACUAACCCACUCGACUGUUUUUGUUUUUGUUUUUGUUUUUAUUUUGUAGAUUUUUGUCCUGGGCCCAGAAUCCAAUCCAUACAAUAUAGCUCUCCCAAGUUUAGUGUUUUCUCUAAAGUGUGUAUGUAGCAUUUACAUUGAAUUGCUAUUAGGCAUGACAGAUAUUUUUAUGGCUUCCCCUAUAUUACUUUUUCUCCAACCCAUUAAUUUCCUGCAUUUUGAAGCAAAGCAUCUACAUGUUAAAUGAAAUCAUAAAAAUAUUAAAAAAAAAAGAAUAUCCUAGUUCUGUGAUUUUUUCCUAAGAAAAAAAAUCUUAUAAUACUUACAAUACAGUACUUAUAAUACUUACAACAAAGUACUGGAGUGGGGAAGAGCCUAGGAACAGAAAGAGCCUGCUCAGCCUCAGUUUAGCUGUUUGACCUCAAGUAAGCCAUUUAAACACACUCUGUAUGUGCCUCAGUUUCCUCAUCUGUAACAAGAGGUUUGAUCUCUAAGUUUACUUCCAGUUCUGAUUCUGUGAUUCUAAUCUGUGGGCCUUGAAUAUUAGGGUCAGACUCUAGAACGGUGUCAUCUAGUAUAUAGCCACAGGCCAUGUGUGGCUAUUGAACACUUGAAAUGGAGAUACUGCAAAUUGAGAUAGGCUGUAAAAUUCUUACCAGGUUUUAUAAACAUAAAAUAUCACACUAAAAGUUUUUUAACAGGACACCUGGCUGGCUCAGUUGGUGGAGCUGUAACUCUUGAUCUCAGGGUCAUGAAUUCAAGCCCCAUGUCAGAUAUAGAACUUACUUAGAUAAAAAUUUUAAAAUAUAAAAACUAUAUUUUAAAUAAACUGUUUUAUAUUGAUCACAUACUCCAGUAUUUUGGAUAUACUGAACUAUAUAAAAAAACAUUUUACUUUUUACUCUUAAUGUGGCUACAAGAAAAUUAUAAAUUACACAUGUGGCAUGUAUAUAUCUAUUGGACAGUGCUACUCUAAAACAUUUUGUUAAGUGGAUAUUAUUGAAGUAGGCCAAAAGUUAUACAAUAAUAACUAUGAUAUUUACCUCUAAAUGCCGUGGGUUACGGAACUGUUGUUUAUUGAUCCUUUAGUAUAAUCAAAUAACUGUGAACUUCUAUCAAAAUUCAAAACUUUUUUGAAACCAGUAAACCUGAAAAUGUUAUCAGAUAUUUCAUUACAUGAUGAUAGCCUGAAAUCAAAUAAAACUUGGGCUAUAAUAUUGACACCCUAUCGCAGUCACAAAAUUUGGAAACCCAUUGAGAAAUUGAAAGACAGAUAGGAAAAUAGAAAAUAGAGGCUUCUGGUAGAUAAGUAGGAUUAAAGUACUUCAUUGCAGUGUCACAAUGGGAAAAGGCUGUAUUUAUUAGUCCUAUUCUUUGAGGAAUUUCUAGAAUUUUAUAGCAUCUGGGCACAGUAAAUGAAAUUAUCACUAUCUAGUUAUUAGACCAUGUUUAGGGUCAUUUCAGAUCCUGCUCUAAAAAGGCAUCUACUAUUCAGAUAGGUCAUUGUUUGGCUCUGGAAUUGGAAAUUCAGAUUUGCCAAACACAGUUAUGGGAAGAGCCGGAAAAGAUCUAGUUAUCAGAAGCCGUAAGGGAAAACUGCCAAGUGGCCACUAGGUGUCACUUUUCCAUUUCUAUAGUGCUUUGUUUUCAUUAAUAUUUCCAAGUUCUAUGGGGCCUGAGGGGGGCAUUUAUGACUUGCAUUUAGAUUAGGUCUGCCUCUCUGGUGUUAGUUGUUUUAUGAAAAAUGCUUUUUAAGAGAAGUCUGGGAAGAUGUUUCCCCACAUAAUAAAAGAACUUUGGUUUAAGAUGCUUUCCAGAGGUGUCGCCCGUAAAAGGGGACUGUAGAAAGAAGACUUGUCUAACCUGGAACAUGCUUUAUGAAUUCAUUUGAGAGUAUAUGGUAUGUGUGUCACUGCUCCUACAUCCCUGUGCUUAGAUUUGUUUGUUUUUUUUUUUUUUAUACAACUUUUAGCUCUUUUCCAGUUUACUUGCUCUUGUCUGUAUAUUGGUAUUUUUUAAAUUUUGUGGUAAGUAAUGAAGAGUGAAAUUAAAAUAUAUUUAUAAUAAUUA
Molecule: messenger RNA, 5994 nt
Organism: Canis lupus familiaris (dog)
Lineage: Eukaryota; Metazoa; Chordata; Mammalia; Carnivora; Canidae
Gene: BMAL2
Product: aryl hydrocarbon receptor nuclear translocator like 2
Biological process (GO): regulation of transcription by RNA polymerase II
Cellular component (GO): aryl hydrocarbon receptor complex; cytoplasm; transcription regulator complex
Molecular function (GO): DNA-binding transcription factor activity, RNA polymerase II-specific; RNA polymerase II cis-regulatory region sequence-specific DNA binding; protein dimerization activity
Source: RefSeq, a predicted model, not a curated record